Colletotrichum spaethianum is the source of this 447-nucleotide messenger RNA. RefSeq lists its product as uncharacterized. The transcript has 2 exons. Bases 1 to 447 code for a protein of 148 amino acids. The record is from RefSeq and is a predicted model, not a curated record. NCBI's taxonomy places the organism in Eukaryota, Fungi, Ascomycota, Sordariomycetes, Glomerellales, Glomerellaceae.
AUGCCUGACGACAUCCGCGACCAGCUGUAUGCCGAGGAGCAGCAACACGCUGAACGACAACGGAAGACCAAUGCUCCAUCGACAGGCAAUUACCCACCCAUCAACAUCACCAACGUGCUGCCAGCCUCCUCGCCGCUUGCGUCCCCCGCAGGCGCCGCGACUCCCCUCAACGCCUUAUCUCCUGCUUGCUGCAAUGCUGUCCUGCCCCUAGAGAUUGCGGGACCGAGAGAUGUGGCCGUGCGAACGUACUGUGAGUGGCAGUGCUCUCAGGUGGAGAGCGAGGCGCUCAAGUUGGAGUUCUGGAAGGCGUACAACGCUGCGCUCGACCAUGGCCUCGAUCUCGAGCAGGUGCACGAAGAUCAACAGCCCGACUUUUUCAUCGAACAGGGCGUCAAGCGCGGCGAUUCGUCCGCGAUAUUGGAAAGUGGGUUGAGAAAUACAGCGUAG